Molecule: messenger RNA, 1356 nt
Organism: Trifolium pratense (red clover)
Lineage: Eukaryota; Viridiplantae; Streptophyta; Magnoliopsida; Fabales; Fabaceae
Product: broad specificity amino-acid racemase RacX-like
Exons: 2
Coding region: 213-1214 (333 amino acids)
Molecular function (GO): amino-acid racemase activity
Source: RefSeq, a predicted model, not a curated record
AUUUAUCAUAUGGUGACACUGGCUUAUUUGAGGAAAAGAACCAUGUUGAUUCUGGCUUUUCACAUGUCUGCAGCAGAAAGGGUUUUCUAAAGAUUGGUUCUUUUUCAUUGAAUCUCUUACUUUGGAACACUCAAUUCAAAUGGGGUUGUAAAGUUCAUAGACAAGAAAAGGAUUAAGAAUCAUUAGCCAUUUGAAGUGUUUGAUUUGAUGUGAUGUUGUCAAUGUCUUUGUGUUACCAAUCUCAAACAUUAUUGGGUUGUGUAAGUAUUCUUAAUCCAAACAACCUUAAUCCUAGGUACUACUUGUGUAAGUCAAGAUCAUUGAAAGUUCUAUCUACACCCCCAUCUUCAGUUCUAUUGAAUGCAGAUGAAAGUGGUAAAUUUUCAAACAAGUUUGAUUCCUCAAAAAACCAUGUUGAUUCUGGAAAGAAUGAUUCUUUUUCUGUUUCUGUUACUCCUUUUGGUUAUCAAGGAACAACUGUUGGAAUAAUUGGAGGCAUGUCUGUUGACGCAACUCUCAAUUUUCUAAGAAAACUUGUUGAGUUGAGUUCACAAGAUGAACAAAAACCAAUUCCAUUUUUGCUUUGUUCUGAUCCAAUUUUGAAUAAGGAGCUUCUUUCCUAUGAAAGAAGUUUAGAAAGUUUUAAACUUGAUUCUACUCAGAUUGUGGAGAGUCUUAGAAAUAAGAGGGUUUUUCUCGAGAAUUCGGGUGCUCGUUGUAUAGUUAUGCCUUGUAAUGUUUCACAUUCUUGGUAUGAACAAGUAUCCAAAGGUUGUUCUGUCCCUUUUCUUCAUAUGGCUGAUUGUGUUGCUAAGGAGCUUAAAGAAGCUAAGUUAAAGCCACUUGAAGCUGGUAGUCCUUUGAGGAUUGGUGUGCUUGCAACAAAUGCAACUUUAGCAGCUGGUUUUUAUAAGGAGAAGCUUCAGAAUGAAGGUUUUGAGGUUAUCCUGCCUGAUAGAGCAACUAUGGAGCAUACAGUGAUACCUGCGAUUGAAGCUUUGAGCCGAAAGGACAUGGAAGGGGCAUGCAAUCUAUUGAGAAUUUCGCUUCAAGUUCUUUUGGUGAGGGCAGUUAAUUUUGUUAUCCUUGCUUCUGAUGAAAUGCGGGACGUCUUGCCUCAUGACGAUCCUCUUCUCAAGAAAUGCAUCGACCCAAUGGAUGCCUUAGCGCGAUCAACUAUCAAAUGGGUAAGAUCUUCUGGUGAUAAUACAUGAAAAACAAUAGAAAACAACGGUUGUAUUUCGUUACGUAUCAAUCAAUAUUCUUCUGAUUUCAUUGAUAUUCUGCAUUUUGAACUCAUCGAUACUGUAACAAGCCAAAUAUGCAUGUUCAAAUCAAAUUUUUUAGCUUAAAGAA